Messenger RNA from Triplophysa dalaica, 3209 nucleotides. It is a transcript of the gene trim44, whose product is annotated as tripartite motif containing 44. The coding region runs from base 445 to 1425 and encodes 326 amino acids. NCBI's taxonomy places the organism in Eukaryota, Metazoa, Chordata, Actinopteri, Cypriniformes, Nemacheilidae. The record is from RefSeq and is a predicted model, not a curated record. Gene Ontology annotation, molecular function: zinc ion binding. The transcript is spliced from 6 exons.
GGCGAUCGAUCUGAGCGGUGACGCAUGUUGUCAAGUUGACAAGAGCACGAGUCAGAUUCACAAAAGAUUCAUUUGAAGAUCCAUGAAACCUCGUCCACUGAUAUGAAGUAGAUUCAAACAAACAACACUAAAAAGCCUUUGAAGCUUAUGGUGGAAGAUCAGGAAGUAAAAUUGACUCCCAGUUCUCAAAACAAAACAAGGAAGUAGAGAGAGGUGUGGAGGUGCACAGACACCGAAGCGUCUUACAUGGUUGUGAUAAUAGAGAAGUUAAACAAAGAUAGAACGACGGUAUCAAAGCUUCAACGACGGUAUCAAAGAUUGAACGACGGUAUCAUCUGUUUAUAUUAUUAAACGAAACGCAGCCGGCGACGCGCGACCGAGGGAGGCACAGGAGACCGAGAGAAGGCUUCUUUACCCCACCCUGACCUAACUCUUGCCCUCGCCAUGGAUGCAUCCGGAGGUUGUUGGGACAAUCGGCUGAAUGAGGAGGACCUGCCUCAGAUGGAUGGCACAUGUGACGCUUGUGAACCAGAUGAGCCUCAGCCAGCCGGCCUGAUGUGCCCACUUUGUCGCUUUGCCUUCUGUGUCAGCCAUGCAGACAAACAUUCACAAAGCACCCGUCAUCAGCUGCAGGUGUACCGUCCUCCAGACCCACAGCCAGACAGCGAGCCAUCAGAACAUGCUCAGAUACCUGAAGACGGAGCAAAGGGGGCAGAUGCUGCUGCAGGUGAGGAUGAGGAUUUGACGCUCCCACGUGGAGGAAGGAAAAGAGACACAGUGACGGUGGAGAGGCUGAUAUGUAAAGAGCAUGGACAGGAGGGCUCGCUUUACUGUAAACAAGAUGAGAGGGUGAUUUGCGUGGUGUGUGCUGUGCAGGGAGAACACAAAGAACAUGAAAUUAUUACUCUCAAAGAAGCGUACCUGUGGCAGAAGAGCAAAGAAGGCAUCGACCUGUUGGAACAAACUCAAGUCAUAGCUGAGAAAAUCAAAGACAAAUGGACCUCCCCAGAUAUGAGUACAGAUGAACUGGAGCAGUAUGUGAACGAGCAAUUUGAUGAAUUGCACAGAGUGGUUCGACUGGAGGAGUGGCGCGUCCUGCACCUGGUGGAUCUGAAGGAGGCAUUCCUCACUGCUCAGGCCGCUGAAAGGAUUUCUGAGAUCACAGUCCACACUGAAAAACUUCAGGAGGAAAUGGAUUCUAUCACUCAGCAGCUUGGCGAGUUGGAUCAAGCUGAACAGGAUGGAGUUGCUUCCGUAUCCCUGGCUGCCCUGCUGGCUGCGAGACCACCUCCUCUAGGUGCUGUCGAUGACCACAGACGACUGGACCCCGGAGUGAGACUAAGAGCAGACCAUCAGAGGGACCCUGAAGAUCAUUCCGUAGAUGAAGAGAGAGGAGGAGAUGCAUAUAUGGGACAUGAACCCUAAAGUGAUGAAUACAUCCGGUCAUUUAAACCGAUGAGAAAAAUACUCUGGGCUACUCUGUUUUUAUCUUUUGUAAGGAAAAUCAUAUAAAAGCUGCCAGUAAGAGUCCGAUUUUGGUCCCAUGUCCAAGCAGAAAUCAGGUGUUGAGUGGAAAACAUGUGUUGUGUGAAUGCAAAACAUUUUUAUUUGGUUUUACAAUGUGAGGCAAAGAAUGCUCUUGUUGUGAGUCAGUUAUUUUUCUCAGACAUUCAUAUAUUCUUAUUUAGAUAUAGUACUGGUAGAGGGAAAUCAUUUAAACAUAUGUCAUACUGUCCUGAUCAGGAUUAUUGGGAUCUUUCUAAAUAAAUACAAAUGAACCAAUUUUUUUAUGAUCAGAAUUUGAGAAUGACACAAACAAAGUUAUUGCCAGAACUUUGCCAAGAAAUAGAGCUUUGAAAUGUUUCUUGAAGCAAUCCAGAAGCUUUUUCCACCUGUCUGCUGCGAGUGUCUGGGUUUAUUCUGCUAUGGUCUACAUGGGGCUGGAUUCACAAAACAUUCUUAAGAAGAAAAUCCUUCUUAACUGCCAACGUUUUUCUUAACUUUCCUAAAUUUUUCUUAAAUCAGAAUUGAUGUAUUCCCGAAAAAAACUUUUUAAGACAGUUCUUAGGAGGAAAAAAAAGAAUAAUCCAAAUUCUCUAAACAAAAGAUGUCGUACAUAUCAUCUUAAAAUGAAGACUUGUCUUAAAUCUCAAAAAUUGAUAUGUUUAAUACAUAUAUUUGAUUGUCUCACAUGUGACGUGUAGUGUAUUGAGCCAGAAUCAUAAUUUUGACGUUUGCUUGCAAUGCAGGAAUAUUUACAUUGAUAUAAUGAUGAGGUCUAGCUCCCUUACUUUAGCUAUAAAAGAAUGUGAGGUGCUUGUUACACACAAUGUUUAUUUUGUAGAAAACGAGGAAGCAAUUGUUAUCAUAGACAAAGCAUAUCAUUGUAUUCUUACGACAAAAAUUAAGAUGUUUUUAAGAAAAUAUUUAAGAAUGUUUUAAGAAGUGUUCGACAACUGCACUUAAAAACAUUCUUACAAACUUGCUAUAAAUGAAGAUAAGAACCAUUUUAUAUUUUGUCUUAAGAACAGUUUGUAAAUCCGGCCCCAGGUUUGGUAAAAGUGACUUUAUCUGUCUGAAGUCCCGUUCAGAUUGUGGGAGAUGUGAAAGAGUGAAACGAAUACCCGACAAACCAAGUUUUCAUGUCAAUGACGAAUCGAAUGUUCGCUUUCUUCUAUUUGACGCCCGCACAGAAGAUGGCGCUGAUGGAGAAUACAUUUCACGCCUAUACAGGUGGUGCUCGACCGCUAUUCAGGCUUCGGCUGCUGAGAAGAAGAAAAACUUAAACUUAGCGCGUAGCAAUACAGGCGACUAGUACUGUUUGCUUUACCUUCUUACAACAGCAGAACAAGAAAUGGAUGUCUCCAGCUGCAGCGAAGAUGAGUUUAUUGUUUUUGCCUGAAUGAGCAAAGGAAGAGAAAAAGAGAAUAUUGUGUUCACCCUAUUUUUGAGAAGACAGAGGAGCACAGGGCAGUUUAAUAGAUUGAUCCAGGAGUUACAGCUGUACCACCAUCGUUUUCAUCCUAACUUCAGGACCAUGGUCUGGGGUUUAUCAGUUACCAAAAGGCAUUUGCAUUGCAGCUGGGCUACUGAAGCAGUUGUAAAACAUGUGUACACAUGACUUGAUGUUUGUUUACAUGUCCCUGUGCUUUCUAACUACAAGCAAAACUGCUUAGUUAUUGUAUAUUAAUAAAAUAAUGUUCGAAUAA